AUGUCUUCAGAAUCAUUCUCACCCUCAAGCGUUUCCUCUGACGAAGAACCCGUUCACGAGAUGGCAAAUGUAGUUAAAGAAUAUGGAACCGAGGAGCUAAUCGAGUAUUUGCGAAAAAAGAAUUUGAAACUAGAUGACGAAGACCUUGCAAUACUUCGUAAGGAAAAAAUAACUGGUCUGGCCUUCCUUGAACAAACCAAAGAGGAUUUUCGCAGUUAUGGUUUGAAAGGAGGACCAGCAACAGUACUCGCAAAUGUCAUCACGGAUCUCAAAAAAUCAAACACCCCAAAAUCAAACACCGGACUUGUGUAUGUUUUUGUGGACAAUUCCAACUUAUUUAUCGAAGGAAAAUAUACUGUUGGUCGUAUUGAACAAGCAGGAAACUUUUAUUACCAAAGAAAUUCCUACCAACUCAACCAGCUCUAUGUUGAUCAUGGACGUCUUCUAUCAACGGUACUGAAAAGACAAAAAAUAGGCAGUGAUCCGGUGAUUGUUGGCUCUCGUCCACCUCCAAACGAUUCACUAUGGGAUCGAAUUCGUAAACAAGGCUUUAGUGUGACUGUUUAUGACCGUGUCGCAAAUAAAGAAAAGAAAGUCGAUAUGGAACUUGGAAAUUCUAUAGUGGAUGUCACCCAUAUUAAUGAUCCUGGUGUAAUUCUUUUAAUCGCUGGCGAUGGUGAUUAUUAUCCUUCAUUAACACGAGCCCUGGAUCGUAAUUGGAAGAUUGAAGUCUGGUUUUGGUCAUCAGGGGUAUCUGGUGAUCUUAAGAAAAAAUCCUUUGUUUACUACCUGGAUGACUUUUACCGACAUUUUUCAUAUGCGUACGGGCCAGAUCCUGCGGGAAAAAAUUAUAUCCUUGAAAUAACUGAUGGUGAAACGCUUGCAAAAUGGAAUGACGAUGAAGUAAUGAAAUGUUUUGACUCAUUAAAAUUAUUUGGAUGGUGGUUCAGGAAAGAAGGACCGACUAUAUACUUGUACUUCGAUAACAAAACAAAUUUGAGAAAGGCAAAGAAUUGGGUGGAAUCAAAUCAUCCGGGUGUAAAGGUUUGGGAAAUAGAGAAAAGAAAAAGUUGGUCAGAAUAA
This is a messenger RNA of Ambispora gerdemannii, 1083 nucleotides long. Lineage: Eukaryota; Fungi; Glomeromycota; Glomeromycetes; Archaeosporales; Ambisporaceae. The record is from the annotation of a GenBank genome assembly.